GUAGGAAUGGAGGGGAAAAAACUGAUUUCUGCAACAGACACACAGUACUCUAGUGUGCUUCUUCAGUCUUUGAACGAACAACGUGACCAUGGACUUUUUUGUGAUGUUACUGUUAUUGUGGAGGACCAGAAAUUUCGAGCUCACAGGAACAUCCUUUCGGCCUCAAGCACUUAUUUUCACCAGCUUUUCUUGGUGGCUGGGCAAGUGGUUGAACUGAGCUUUGUAAGAGCAGAAAUUUUUGCAGAAAUUCUUAACUACAUUUAUAGUUCCAAAAUAAUUAGCAUUCGAUCCGAUUUACUUGAUGAACUGAUUAAAUCAGGGCAACAGCUAGGUGUUAAAUUCAUAGCUGAUCUCGGUAUACCUCUGUCUGAUGGAAAAAAUGUGCCAAGUGAGGUCAAAGAUGGUGCCUCAGAAACUUCAACUUCUGGUCCAGGUCAAAGGGAUGCUGAAACGCAAGUACCUGUAAUAAGGCCAGAGAGUCAUGAGGCAACAGAUGGGAUGCCAGUUAUAACACAGUCGUUCUCCUUACAUGGCAUAGAAUAUGAGACUACAAAAAUUACAGUGAGUGAUUCAGAUGAUGAGGAUGAUGAUGUUAUUUUUUGCUCUGAGAUUGUUCCUCCAAAAGAAUGUACUAAAGAUACAAUUGCUGCAACCCAGAACCAGCCUUGCCCAAGUUCAGCUGGAGUUUCUGACCAAAACUCAUGUGGCAGUGGUGGCUCUCCCUGUUUGACAAGCACCACAGCAUCUCAGAAACUCUCUUUGUCUACUAGUCAGCUAAGCCCAAACCAAACACAUUCUGGUGCCGAAUCACGUGUUCCUGCAACACCACACCAUUUGACUCCUAAUAUCAUUGUGCUAAAUAAACCUUUGCUUAACUCAUCGCUCAGUGCCAGCUCCUCACACCAAGCAAAUGUCACACCUACAAUUAAUUUACUCGAGGAGAACCAGCAGCCAUCUAAUAAUCGCUCUUUAGCUGAAGCGGAAACAACAACUGUUGAUGAUGACGUUGUUGAAGAUGAUGUCGAUAUCAUUAGCUCCUCUAGUCCUGGAUCGGUCAGCAGUAGCUCUUUGGGUCAGCAACCAUCUAUACCCAAGGCAGCAACGACUGAGGGAUCAGGUGUACAGAAAAAACAGCUUGUUUCACUGUCAGAAGAACCACUUUCUAAAGCUGGAGAAUUUAAAAUAAAAAUCUCAGAUGUCCUUGCUGGAAACAAUGAGGAAUUGAGUGUAGCAUCAAAGCAGGUGGCAGAAGGGCAGAAAAUCAUAACGUUAGAUACAGCCACUGAAAUAGGAGGCUUAUCCACAGGCUGUAAGGUUUAUGCAAAUAUCGGUGAGGAUACGUAUGACGUUGUCAUUCCUGUGAAGGGCGGUUCUGGGGAAGGUGAAGCCAAGGCUGAUGAAACACCUAAAACAUCUGGUGGUGGUGAUUCUCCAAACAAGAAACGCAUGAAAGUAAAGCAUGAUGACCAUUAUGAGCUGAUAGUGGAUGGAAGAGUCUACUACAUCUGUAUUGUGUGUAAAAGGUCAUAUGCGUGCCUGACGAGUUUACGGAGACACUUUAACAUGCACUCCUGGGAGAAGAAGUAUCCCUGCCGGUACUGCGACAAAGUUUUUGCUCUUGCAGAAUACCGUACCAAGCAUGAAAUUCACCACACCGGUGAGCGAAGGUACCAGUGCUUGACCUGUGGCAAAAGCUUCAUUAACUACCAAAUUACGGCCUCCCACAUAAGAUCAGUUCAUAGCCAAGAACCUUCUGGUGACACCAAGCUUUACCGACUGCACCCAUGCAAGUCUCUGCAGAUCAGACAGUACACAUACAUCAGCAAUCGCUCCAGCGGCAUACCAGGAAUGAACAACGGCGGCAUCGUUUAUCGUGUUGGCACAGGGAAGGAUGGCACUGAAGGAACAACAUCUAACUCUCCAGAUAUUAGCUGGGAUGACAUUUUUGUUCCACAUGGAAACGAGGCAAUGUUUAAACAAAAUCCAUCAGAGGGGAGUUCUGAAUUUGAGUUUGUAAUACCAGAAUCCUACUGAAACGCAUUAAGUACUGGGAAAAGCAUUCAGUGCAGAAAUACUGUGGCUGUUUUAAAUGAACUGUUAAUAUCACUGUAAAAUCAAAUGUUAAAGUGAAGACAAGUUAACUUGUUCUACCAAAACAUCAAAUGGAAGCUCUUAGAUGCAUUAUUAGUAGCUGCAAGCAAUUUGUGAAAGUGAAUCAUCUGAAGGUUUACUUGAAUACAGAGCAAGAUAUUUCUAAAGAGAAAUUUCUGGUAUAUUAAUUUUGAUCAAAAUGUGAGGAUUUGUAGCUUGAAAAGGUACAAUUUCUUCUGAAGAGUUAGAACUCUUGCAAAGUAAUUGAGGUAUUUCCUGUACCCAUACUUAGUAUGUAAACCCUUUAUUUCGUGUUAACACUUAAAAUGCUAAAUCCUGUUUAGACAUUAACAAAGCAAACAGAUGUUUUUCAUGAUAGUCUCUUGAAUAUGGAACCAUUUAAAAAACAAACAAAAAAUCCCACAACUCAUCUAUUUUUGUGAGCAAUGCAUUACUGCUGCUGUCCAAAAUAACUGAUCUGGUAGUUUUGAGUAGUGUGUUUUUGAACUAGCAUCUUGGUUCUGCUUUUUUAAGCACUAUUAUCUGUCUUCAUGCAAAUAGUUUUGCUAACAAGAUAGUUAGAGCUAAGUGGAACAACCUUUAUUUAUACUUGACAGAAUGGUGAGCAGAGCAUUCAGUGUCUGGAUUGUUACAUUAUAUUUUUUUGCAAUGGGAAAAAUCAAAACCCACAAAGUUCAGUAGCAGAGAAGCUUAGAACACGAAUGAAGGAAAGAGAUUUUUUUUUUUCUUUUCAAAGCAUAAGGAAUAAUGUUAGGUUUUCUAACUACUGGAAAAGAUGCCAUUAAUUCAUUUACAAGGGCUUCAGUCUGAUACUUUAAAAAAGUAAUACUUAGAAUAAAAGUUGUUUGUUUUGUCUUUUUUUAGCUGAAGGCUUUUCUGAAAAUUAUAAAAUAAAUGCUGGAUCAGUUUGGUACUGAGACUGCUGAGGAUGUGGUAUACCCUGUUUGGCUAGAUCUUGGAAGUGAAAUGGGGAUUUGGAUUUUUUUUCAAUUCCCAUUUAUAGUUUAUGGAAGCAUGGGGACUAAACCAAAAAUCAAAAAGUAAAUUCUGCCCACCGUAACACAAAGUGUAAUUUCUCUGCGGUUGUCUAGUUGUCAUCUGUUUUCAGUUUGGGGUUUAUUAUAUUGUUCUUAUGUUUCUCCUUGCAAUUGGCACAUGUUUAGGCACUCAAAUGAAAUAUCCAACUUGAAAACAAGCAGCUGUUUACUGGAGUCAUAGCUUAGCAUUU
Indicator indicator is the source of this 3340-nucleotide messenger RNA. RefSeq names its product zinc finger and BTB domain containing 33 (gene ZBTB33). NCBI's taxonomy places the organism in Eukaryota, Metazoa, Chordata, Aves, Piciformes, Indicatoridae. The transcript has a single exon. Gene Ontology annotation, biological process: regulation of transcription by RNA polymerase II. Gene Ontology annotation, molecular function: protein binding; DNA-binding transcription factor activity, RNA polymerase II-specific; RNA polymerase II cis-regulatory region sequence-specific DNA binding. Bases 7 to 2034 code for a protein of 675 amino acids. Gene Ontology annotation, cellular component: nucleus. The record is from RefSeq and is a predicted model, not a curated record.